Molecule: messenger RNA, 321 nt
Organism: Aureococcus anophagefferens
Lineage: Eukaryota; Pelagophyceae; Pelagomonadales; Pelagomonadaceae
Exons: 1
Biological process (GO): protein folding
Cellular component (GO): cytoplasm
Source: RefSeq, a predicted model, not a curated record
UACCGCGAGGCGCGCAUCGCGGAGCUCACGGAGGCGUCGAAGGCGGACCGCUUCGGGUCCGUCUUCGAGAUCGAGAAGGCGGACUGGACGCGCGAGGUCAACGAGGUCUCGAACGCGUGCUGGGUCUUCGUCCACCUCUACCAGGACUACGUCGCCGACUCCGCGGCGCUCAACGUCUGCCUCGAGUCGCUGGCGAAGACCUACCCGCACGUCAAGUUCGUCAAGAUCCGCGCGACGUCCGCCGUCGAGAAGUGGCCCGACUCGAACCUGCCCGCCGUCUACCUCUACCACGAAGGCGAGAUGCAGCACCAGCUCAUCGGC